Messenger RNA from Daphnia pulex (common water flea), 1796 nucleotides. RefSeq names its product ERI1 exoribonuclease 2-like. Gene Ontology annotation, cellular component: cytoplasm. The transcript has 4 exons. Gene Ontology annotation, molecular function: nucleic acid binding; 3'-5'-RNA exonuclease activity. Bases 292 to 1557 code for a protein of 421 amino acids. The record is from RefSeq and is a predicted model, not a curated record. Gene Ontology annotation, biological process: exonucleolytic trimming to generate mature 3'-end of 5.8S rRNA from tricistronic rRNA transcript (SSU-rRNA, 5.8S rRNA, LSU-rRNA). Lineage: Eukaryota; Metazoa; Arthropoda; Branchiopoda; Diplostraca; Daphniidae.
CUGAUGAUGAACAACAUUGAUGUGAUUAAAAUUUUGUUUUUAUCUGACUUCCUACUAGUUAAAUUUUGAUUGCAAAAUAUCUUAUAUUCCUGUCUGAAUAUAAAGAUGACCAAUGUGAUGGAAACACCAUACGCAGCAGUGCACCCCAUCUACUAUCAAACCAAACCAAUUCGUAUCUAAAUUGCUGUGAACUCGUGAUGGUGUGCGAUCAAAUGUUAUGGUCUGAAUGCCUUUUUCAAUUUCGUGAUAUACGUGUAAUCUGGUUAGCUAAAUUAAUAUUAUACGCAGAACAUGCAAUCUUUGUCCAGUCAAGAAUUCCAGGAUGUCUAUAAAUGGGAAGAAAGAGAAGAUGGAGAAUUAACAGAUUUCAGUACUGAAAUGGAAGACGGGGAACUUUCAGAUUCCAGUUUCACCAAACUGGACACAAGUCACACAACAGUGGGAAAAGAAGUCAUGGAAUAUACUUGCUUAGUCCCAAAAAUUCCCGAAAAGGAAGCAGUGGGUCACUUUAUUGGCGGGAAUAAAAACAAAGGACGACUGUUUGACUACUAUGUUAUAAUUGACUUUGAAGGAACUUGUGGAGUUCUAAAAAACCCAAGACAUAUCAAAGGUGGAAUACAAGAAAUAAUUGAAUUCCCUGCCAUUUUACUAAAUGGUCACAAUGGACUCAUUGAAGAUGAAUUCCAAUCCUUCUGCAGACCAGUUCUUAACCCUUCAUUGACAAAUUUUUGUAAAAAAUUUACAGGAAUCACACAGGAUGCUGUUGACAAAGCUCCUUUAUUCAAUGAAGUAUUUGUCUUAUUUGAAGAAUGGUUGCAGAAAAACCAAGUUAUUGGUUCCAACUAUUCAUUCGCGGUUGUGACCGAUGGACCUGACGACAUUCGUCAAUUUUUACAGAAGCAGUGUAAGAUUUCAGCAAUAGAUUUUCCAACGUACUGUAAGAACUGGAUAAAUAUUAAGAAAACUUUCGCUCGUUUCUACAAAAAUGGCAAUAUGCAAUGUCUGUCCCUAAAAAAUAUGAUUCGGGAUAUUGGAUGUGAAUUUCAAGGAAGAGCUCAUAGCGGCAUAGAUGAUGCCCGAAAUAUUGCUUCAAUUGUUCAACGUCUUUUGACGGACGGAGCGCGCGUUACGUUCAAUGAAAAGUUAGUUGUCAAUCGGGCCCAGAAACGUAAAAUAAGGCAGAAUUCUACAAAUACCAACCCAACCACACAAGCUAACCCAGUUAAAAAAAGGAAUUUGAAAGUUCAAACUGCCGUAAAGAAGGCAAAGACAAAAAAUCCUGCCAAGAAGACGGUUCCUGCCUUAAAAGGUUCAAUUACAAAAAAUGAUGUCAAACAUGAGCAAAUUAAAUCCAAGAAGAACCGGAAAAGAAACGCAAAACGUCCAAACAAGAAGGAACAAGUACAUGCCAAGGGUUUAAAAACUGCAGAUAAUUUAACAAAUACCAAACAAAUAAGGGAGAAAUUAAAACUUGCUGCAAAAAAUGUUAGAAAUCUUAGGAAAAGGUUGAAAUCUGCCCUACAUCAGGAAAAUAUUUGCAGUCCCAUUUUACCAUAAGGUAACUAGGGCACGGAAAUCCAAAUAAAUAAACAUUCGGCUUUUCGCUUAUUGUUUUGAACAGGAAAAUCCAGAUCCCAGCAACAACGAAUUUCGUUUUACAAAACUACAGCGCUGCGGUGCGCUACUAACCAACAGGCAAAAGCAACAUUUGAACAGUAAAUUUUUAGCUAUGGUUUCCGUUUUCCAAAAACUGUUCGACCACUUAUUCAUAAAUACAUAUAUAACUUUAUAUCUUA